This is a messenger RNA of Lactuca saligna, 462 nucleotides long. NCBI's taxonomy places the organism in Eukaryota, Viridiplantae, Streptophyta, Magnoliopsida, Asterales, Asteraceae. The record is from the annotation of a GenBank genome assembly.
AUGUCACCAAAUGCAAAGGGUAAAGUUGUCAUUGAGGAAUUACCAGAAAAUGAUGAUCAAGGGGCUGAAGUUGAGGGUCAAGUUCAUGCAGAUUCUCCAAUGAAAAAUGUGAACCAUGGUAAUGGUGAGCCUAUUGGUGAGUUCAUGUCUCUGAUUCUUUUUGGGAGUAAGAAUGAUAGUUUCUCACCAGAGUAUAGAAGGGGUAGGGUUGGGAAUUCCAAAAUAGGUGAAAGUUCUUGUAGCAAGAGGCUUAAUUUAGAUUAUAUUGAUGAGGUUGUUCACAUUUCAAAGGAAAAGAAUGAUGAUCUGGAUGGUUCAACUAAUGUUCAGGAGGCAGCAACUUGUGUUCAUAUUGAUGAGAUGGAUGGUGUUAGGGAGGCUGCAAAUGUUGUUCAAGAGGCAUCAACUUUUGAUGAAGAAGGCUACAACACCCCCCUGUUAAUAAUGCUGAUGAACAAUUGA